Molecule: messenger RNA, 1074 nt
Organism: Aspergillus oryzae RIB40
Lineage: Eukaryota; Fungi; Ascomycota; Eurotiomycetes; Eurotiales; Aspergillaceae
Product: maleylacetate reductase
Exons: 2
Coding region: 1-1074 (357 amino acids)
Biological process (GO): protein histidyl modification to diphthamide
Cellular component (GO): mitochondrion
Molecular function (GO): 2-(3-amino-3-carboxypropyl)histidine synthase activity; metal ion binding; maleylacetate reductase activity
Source: RefSeq, a predicted model, not a curated record
AUGGAUGCAUUCGAAUAUAAUGCGAACCCUGGACGAGUCGUCUUCGGCAGUGGUACUCUCCAGAAACUGCCCGAUGAGAUCUCCAGACUCAAUCUGAAGGCUCCACUGGUGUUGUCGACACCACAGCAGGUCAGCCAAGCGGAGAUGGUCAAGGAUGUCCUAAAGGGGAAGGUAGCCGGUAUCUUUAAUGAGGCUACGAUGCACACUCCUACACACAUUACAGAAAAGGCUCUCGAGUAUGCGAAGUCUCAAAAUGCUGAUUUGGUCAUCUCUAUCGGCGGUGGAAGCACCAUCGGGCUGGGGAAAGCCAUCAGCAUCCGUACGGGCUUGCCUCACAUUUGCAUUCCAACCACCUAUGCGGGAAGUGAAAUGACUCCUAUCUUGGGUGAGACGGCCGAUGGUUUGAAGAAGACACGUUCGGAUCCUAAAAUCCUUCCUGGAACUGUCAUUUACGAUGUCGACCUUACUAUGACACUGCCACCAGCAAUGAGUGCUACCAGUGGUGUGAAUGCUAUCGCUCAUGCCGUCGAAGCACUCUAUGCCCGCAAUACUAACCCCGUCAUCAACUUGAUGGCCGCCGAGGGUACCCGGGCACUAGCAUCAGCCCUUCCUGAGAUUGUCGAGAAUCCCACAUCACAAUCUGCCCGGGCGUCGGCUCUGUAUGGAGCUUGGCUCUGCGGAACCUGCCUUGGUAGUGUGGGUAUGUCUAUCCACCAUAAACUAUGCCAUACUUUAGGUGGCAGUUUCAACUUGCCUCAUGCAGAGACACAUACAGCGGUGUUACCCCAUGCAAUCUCUUACAAUGCGCCGAAGAUUCCAGAGGCAAUGAAGAAGCUGGCUGAAGCACUUCCCGAUAGCAAUGGUGAUGCUGUCCAGGGUUUAAACGCCUUGUUGUCUAAAUUGCAAGUCAAGCGAGGCCUUAAGGACUUUGGCAUGAAGGAGGAAGAUAUCGAUAAGGCAGCCGAUAUUGCUGUUAGCAACCCCUACUGGAAUCCACGGGAGAUCGAGCGCGCACCAAUCCGUGAAUUGAUUCGACGUGUUUGGGCUGGGGAGCCAGCACGGGCGGAUUUGUAG